CGAGAGCGAUUACGAUGCGAACAUAAACACAAGCUCGCUCGCAGCAACCCUGCCCUGCUGCGGCACCGCGCGCAACUGGGUCAGUGGGCCGCCCCCCGCGCCCCCCCCCACCCCCUCCCACCGCCCGCCUGGUGGCGCAACCGCGCGAACGCGCACUAACAUAGACCUGGAUCGCGGGAAAGUGGGUCACCGACUCACUUUCACUUAUUACAUGGACUCCUAAUCGUUUUCCAUUGUGCGAGCGGGCGGGGGCUCGCGGGUGGCGGCGGGGCGCGCAUGCGGGAGGCGCCGGCACGCGCGACGUUGUCGCCGGCUGCCAGUCGAUCCCGGGACGUCCACAGAGUGGCACGCGUGUCGCCGCCUGUACUUACACUUGCGACGAUCGUAAUAGAGCGCGCGCCUUCAAACUUACGAACGGUUACCACGCACACCGGCGCCCGGCGCCAAUAGGACUUUUGACAAGACAAGCGUAGGACAACAUGUGCUGGAUUAACGUGCCUCUUCCUAUAGUGUUCGAACAGGUGCAGCCCGCAAACGGCAGAUAGUGUUGCGGCUAGACCGCUAGUGAACUCGGUGACUGUGUAAACGUUGUUGCGGUUGAACGCCGGUAGGAUUUGCAAUAAACAGCCGCUACGUGCGGCCGAGUAUGACGAUGGACCAGCAGACAGGCCUCAUGUCCCUCAACAUGUCCCCGUUCGAUCUGAGCCCGGGACCCGAAGGCUCGGGUUCGGGCGGCGGGCCCUCGGGAACUUCCCAACAGUAUGUGCCACAAGGUGCCGCCUACCAGUGCGGGCCGGAGCAGCAGUCUUUCGGCUACGCCAAUUUGGAUCCUUCUUAUCUAUUUCCCACAGGCGCCGGCGGCGAGGCUGGGGCCUACCUCCCGGCGACCGGCGCGGUGUGCGACCAGACCGACACCAAGGAUGUCAUCGAAGAACUGUGUCCCGUGUGCGGAGACAAAGUCAGUGGAUACCACUACGGCCUGCUCACAUGCGAGUCAUGUAAAGGAUUUUUCAAGCGGACCGUACAAAAUAAGAAGGUGUACACAUGCGUCGCAGAACGAGCAUGUCAUAUAGACAAGACACAGAGGAAACGCUGUCCCUUUUGCCGAUUUCAGAAGUGUCUGGAUGUCGGCAUGAAGCUUGAAGCCGUUCGAGCAGACCGUAUGCGGGGAGGGCGAAACAAAUUUGGCCCUAUGUACAAACGAGACCGCGCUCGCAAGCUUCAAAUGAUGCGACAGAGGCAGAUAGCAGUGCAAACACUGCGAGGAUCGAUUGGAGACGGUAGCCUCGUACUAGGCUUUGGCUCACCCUACGCGUCAGUGCCAGUGAAGCAGGAGAUUCAGAUUCCGCAGGUGUCAUCGCUGACGUCGUCGCCAGAGUCGUCGCCGGGCCCCGUACUGCUGGCCGCGCAGCCACAGCCGCAGCAGCCGCCACCGCCUCCUGCGCACGACAAGUGGGAGGCGCACUCGCCGCACUCGGCGUCGCCCGACGCCUUCGCUUUCGACGCUCCCGCCACAAACGCCGCCACGCCCUCGAGCACCGCCGAGCCCACGAGCACGGAAACCCUGCGAGUCUCGCCCAUGAUCCGCGAAUUCGUCCAGACUAUUGACGACCGCGAGUGGCAGAACUCACUCUUCGGACUCUUGCAGAGCCAAACUUAUAACCAGUGCGAAGUUGAUCUCUUCGAGUUAAUGUGUAAAGUGCUGGACCAAAACUUGUUCUCUCAAGUGGACUGGGCGCGAAACACCGUGUUUUUUAAGUAUUUAAAGGUUGACGAUCAAAUGAAGCUGCUACAGAACUCGUGGUCGGACAUGCUGGUGCUGGACCACCUGCACCAGCGAAUGCACAACGGGCUGCCGGACGAGACGACGCUGCACAACGGCCAGAAGUUCGACCUCAUCUGUCUGGGGCUGCUGGGCGUGCCCGCGCUGGCCGACCACUUCAACGAGCUGCAGAACAAACUGGCAGAACUCAAAUUCGACCUUCCAGACUACAUCUGUAUUAAAUUCCUACUUCUGCUUAAUCCCGAGGUGAGGGGCAUCGUGAACGUCAAGUGCGUCCGCGACGGCUACCAGACGGUGCAAGCCGCGCUGCUAGACUACACGCUCACCUGCUAUCCAAAUAUACAGGACAAGUUCGGCAAGCUGGUGACCGUGGUGCCGGAGAUCCACGCGCUAGCGUCGCGCGGCGAGGAGCACCUGUACCAGCGGCACUGCGCGGGCCAGGCGCCCACGCAGACGCUACUCAUGGAGAUGCUCCACGCGAAACGCAAGCCGAACGGAGGCGAAAUGGUUAACCGGAGUGCCGAGCACACGUCGACCCUAGACCGAUUGUGCGGUUUCCUGCCAAGCGACGCCAUUGACCCGCAUUCGCCCAUUUAGAGUAAGCAUUCCCUUUGCAAGGGUAAGGUUAAGACCGAAGCAGCGCCAAGCGCCCCGACACCACAUCAGAUAAAACGUUGUUAGACAAACUUUACUUAUUAACUUAGCUUUACUUUAUAAUUUGGUGUGUGAUUAAAUAAGUUAUUGCGCUGAGCGCCGGCCGAGCGGUGCGGCGCGUGCCUAGUCCGAAUACAUAAAACAAAUAUUUAUCUACCUAAUAUCUAGCUUCAUAACACGAAUACAGAAAUAUUUAUAAAACAGUAUGUCGUCUUAAUUCAAAUGUGAAUCAAAAUUAUAAUCAGCAAAUUGUACGCUCGACCAUUCAGAGAAACAAUAGUCAGACGAAUUCUUAAGCCAAGUCAAACAAUACAAAUAUUAUUCUUGAUUCUUGCGUCUUGCAUUUCCUUGGUUGUUUGUUUUCAUUUAAUGUUUUUAAUGGCACACAGUGAAGACACUUGAAGGCGUGCUGACCCGCAGCGGGUGUGUGUUUUACUACCGAAAUAGGCUAAGGUCAGCCACCUGAAGGCUCAUGAUCCUCAUGAACGCUUUCUUUUAGAGCAUUGUCUUUAAUCAGAUUCCACGGUCAACCGUACAUGCAAUACAAGUAUAAACGCAACGCGUGACUAACAAUAAUGAAAAGAUUUGUGUAACUUCUGGGUCAAAUACGAAACAAUGAUGGUGUAUCGAUGGCUUGGCUUCUUUUAGCAUAUUCACUGAAAAUAUUUUAUAUUGUAAAUACAUGUGUUAACUAUAGAUUCUUUGGACUUUGUUGCUUAGUGAAGAGAAAUAUUACAUACAUAUUUUAGGAAAGCGUCUGUGAUUAUAAACGAAGAAAUUUGAUGAAAAACCGUUUUUAAUGUUAGUUGAAAAGUAUGUAUAAUAAUAGUUGUUAGUUUUAUUACGGUAACUAUAGUACGAGUAUGUUUGGUUUUGCGCGCUACUGCUAGCGCCGCCUUUUCUUAUGUAUUGUUCAAAAUUAUAAAUACACAAAUGAAUAAUUAUUUAAGUAAUUUUGAGGCACUUAACAAGUAGUAAAGUGUGUGUUCUAUGGUGAUAUAUUGUAUAGCUGACGCGGUCAGCACGACGUAUUUAGCACGUCGCGUCGGCACUCGGCAGGCCGCGCCGACAAACCCGCGCACGCGCGGCGGCUUAUAGGAUUCACUAUUGCAGAUUUUAUUGAGAGUUGGCAUGUAACAUUUUAAAAGUUUAUUCUAACUAUAAGACCAAUUGUUAAAUUCAUAUUUAAAAUUAACCCUCAAAUAUUUAUAUUUGUUGUAUUAUGAUGUCAAAUUAUGUUUAUCGGCCAUACCAGUACAAAUUAUAAUCCUUGUUAAAACUAACUAGCACAUUUACAGUGAUAAAAUAUACUUAUACUAUUAUAAAUUAUGUAAAUUAACCUUCAUCGUACCUACUGAAAGAAGCCUUAAAAAUCAUAGAUUUUUAAAAGAUAAUAUGGGUACUAGUUUCUACUGGCCAGCGGCCAAGGAAAAUGAUGUAUUUUUAUAAAAAAUAUUGUUCUUUAUUAACAUAUAAAAUAUGUUAAAAUUAAAGUACAUUAUUUCGUAUUUUUCUAUCAUAUAGUAGUGUACGUAAAAAAAUUAAAUGAUCAAUCCGUAAGUGAAAGUGGUUAUAUAUAAUAUUGUUAUCACUGUGUAUUAUGUAGGUACCUGCGCUGCAAUUUCUUUUGGGAUCUUAUAUUUUAGUAACAUAAGGUUAGUAGAGCGACGGGCGCCGCGGCCCGCUCGCGGCGGCGGGUGGCGGGCGGCGGGUGGCGGGUCGCGACGGCCGCUGCAGCGCGCGCCUCCGAGCGUCGUGUCGUUCGGAUGGUUUUUAUUAAUCGAACAUGUGAUUGACGGUAUGUGUAAGUAAAUGUUAAUAUUAUAUACCUAUAUUAUAGUGUCAUUGCACCAAGUGCGACGGUACCGUAAGCCGCAUCAACGAGUUGUAGAUUAGUACAUGUUGGGUAAUGUUAUUUUAUUAUUUGACUUUGCUGCUUGCGGUAUAAAAUUAUUGCACCAUGUUUUAUAUUUAAUACCGUCCAGUGAACACUGUAAAUUUAUUCUCAUGACAUAUUUUAGAGAUUUAUUUGAGUUUAGUAAUAGCGAAAUUUUAAGUAAUGAUCCAGUGGUAAUAAACAGACCGAAAGGAACAUUUCGAGAAUCUAUUAAUUAGGUACAGUUUUUUCGCACACGUUUUAUUCACAAGCAUUGAUUACUUCCAAGUCCUUAGUAGUAUCUAUCGGAUAUAUAUAGUAAAAGCGAUAGCAUACAUUACAAAACGAUAGCACAUAUAAUGGUUUAACGAACAAUUGGGGUUUUUAUAAUGUUUGUGACACAAUACGAAAAGUUCCUCUCGAUCUAUCGUACGACCUGGCCGCCCGAGACACGAGUGCGACACGGCACUAUCUUAUAAUUAGUGAUACUGGUCCGAGUCACCUUACUAAUAAUUUAGUUUGCAACAGAACAAUAGUUACCACCUAUUGGUGAUAUAUGUUAGACAUAUAUACACAUAGCAACCCGACACGUACUGUAUGAAGGGUAGUACCUGCUUUAAAGUAACUGUAAAAAAAAGUUCCUUCUAAUGUUGUUGUGGUAAUUUUAUUACAAAAACAUUACCUCCAUUCAAUGAUACAGAACAACCGAAUAAUAUUUUAUUGUAUAUAGGUAUAUCGCAUAAAAUGUUUGUAAGUUAGGUACGUCGCUUGGUGAUCGUCCAUCCCCACUUUUGUAACCACGUACGAUCAGUUUCAGUUAUCGUGUAGCUCUUCCGUUUCUAACACACUGCUAGCGGUUACGUGUUUUGUAUAGAUGCUUUAAAUAUCAUUUUACAUAUUCUGUAGGGUAUUUGACUACUAGUCAAAUCAGUUUCUUUUUUCGAACUGUCAAAACGAUUUGCUACUAUGAAAUUUAUAUGAAACACUAGCAUGUGGCGUCACGAUCAAAUUACCUUCUCUUUAUAGUUUGAUACGGGCUUCAAAAUAGAAAUAAAAUGAAAUGAAAUUUAUUGAUAUGUGUGUAGAAAUUGUGUUUAAAAAUAACUGCUGUCUACGUUUCUCUAUUAUUCUUCUGGUGCUUUAUUUCAUGCAUAGUGUAAAAUAAUUUAUUUUAAAUACAGUCAAAUACCCUAUUACCUACUCUUUUUAUAUUUCUAAUUAUCACUUAAAUUUUCAUGUAUUUAGGUUCAGGGAAGUUCUGAUUAGUGAAGGGAUUCUUAUAUCCAGUUUUGGAUCUGCAACAAGCAGGGGCUGGGCGGGUGUAAUGGUUAUAUUUAUGGCAUAGUGCAAUAGGCGUUUAAUGGUUAUAUCGCUGGAGCCUUCGGGCUCCUUUGAGGUAAUUGAAGAAGAGGCUUAAGGUGUGCUACGUGCUUAGGAUGGAGUACGUAGAAGGGAUGGUAGCGGAAGAGCCACACAUGGCCAACGGUAGCGCUCAUGCUCUCCAGGAGAGUAACAUUCUUGGCGUCUGGUGGCAGCCGGCCGUAAAACGAAAGCCAAUAUAUUUAUCUUAGUUAUGAAAAGUCCAGAAAGAGAUACAAGUAUAAACACUAGGGCAUACCCCUCAAGCGACGGCACCAGGAAAAGCAGAGCGACAAAUACUAGGGCGUACCCCCAAAGCGAGGGAAGAAACAUCGAACCUAGAUUCUAAAAUCAUAAAUUGCGAAUCGCUAGUUGGAAUGUAGGCUCGAUGACAGGACGCAGCGCUGAAUUGAGCGAAGUUCUCCGCUGAAGACGCAUAAAUAUUCGUUGUAUACAGGAGACAAAAUGGAAGGGGUCAAAAUCGAGACAAAUAGGGAACAAUUACAAGCUCGUCUAUCACGGAAGCGGACAACGGAAAGGUGUAGGAAUUGUCUUAGAUAAAGAUCUGCAAGAUCGAAUGGUCAACAGAUAAAACUUGCACUAGAUGUAUGAAUGUAAUAACCGCAUAGUUGGCUAGUUGGCUGCUCAAACGCUGGAAAACAGCUCUUCUGGGAUGACAUCCACGAUAUUCUGCAGUCGAUACCAUCGGACGAGUCGAAGUACAUUGGCGCAGAUCUAAACGGACAUGUGGGGAGUACUACGAACACAUACCAAAGAGUGCAUGGAAACCAGGGCUUCGCAAGGUAGAACGCAGGUGAAUCCGUACUACAGUUCGCAGCUACGUAUGAUCUUGCCAUCAUCAAUACCUUUUUUAUGAAAGCAGACCAACACCUAAUAACAUACAAAAGCGGUGGAAACUGUACACAGAUUGAUUACAUUCUGGCAAAAUGUCAGGUUGUUCAAAGACUGUAAAGUGAUCCCCGGAGAAUCUCUGACCGCACAACACAGGAUCCUAGUUGCAGCUUCUUGUAAAAAGGUCUAUAAAGGUAAAGAAAGAUAGACCCAGAAUAAGAUGGCACAGGUUAGACCGAUCAGAGGGGCACAAACUGGUAAACGACAUAAAGGAUGAAAUGAUAGCAAUAAACAACGACAACAACGUUGUAGCAACAUGGGAUGCCUUCCAAAGCUUCUGCAACCAGAAAGCUGAUAAACAUUUUGGUAUGUCGAAGGAGCCUCUGAGCAACGACAAAGACGCGAAAUGGUGGAAUGGCGAUGUGAGAGAUAAGGUGGCGCGAAAAAAUACCAUUUUUAAACAGUGGCAACAAACCAAUGAUGCAUCAGAUAACGUUGCGUACAAAGAUGCAAAGAAAGAGGAGAAGCGGGCGGUAGCGCAAGCUAAAGCUUCCUGUGAUAGCAAUUUCUACGCAAAGCUGGAAUCAGUGCCAACACCAAAGACGCGAAGACCAUCAAGUACAUAAAAAACGAAAGGGGUCAACUGCUUACAUCAGACUGCGAUAUCCAGAUGAGAUGGAAAGAUUACUACUCUCGAACAUACCCGAGCACAGCGCCCACGGACACAACACCCCCAACGGCAGGCCCUAUUCCGUGUAUAACACCUGACGAAGUACACGCAGCCGUCAAAGCUAUGGCCAACAAUAAAGGAUUGAGACCAGACAAUAUUCCUGCCGACCUGUGGAAGAAGUUAGGUCCGAAAGGAGUGGUAUUUCUGACCAAUCUUUUUAACACGAUCAUAACGCAGGGUAUACCAAGCGAAUGGAGGAAAAGUCACCUCAUCCCAUUUUAUAAGAACAAAGGAGAUAUAAGACUAUGCGAAAAUUACAGAGCAAUAAAACUUAUACCUCAUACUCUAAAGAUAAGGGAACGCAUAAUAAGCAGAUUACUCCAGUUUAUUGAGAUCACCGAAAACCAGUGUGGCUUUGUUGCGGGAAGAUCGACCACUGACGCAAUUCAUACCAUUCGAAUCCUAAUCGAAAAAUUCAGGGACAACAGGGCAGACCUACACAUGGCGUUCAUUGGCCUAGAAAAAGCAUUCGAUAGAAAUCUAAUCUGGCAGGCACUGCGAGCACAUAAUGUACCCGAAUGCUACAUUGAUACCGUAAAAGAUGUGUGAAUGAUGUCACAACCAGAGUGCGCUGCCCAGCAGGAGUGAGUGACGAGUUUGAAGUAUAGGUCGGCGUCCGUCAGGGGUCAGCUCUGAGCCCCCUUCUCUUUAACAUCAUAAUGAAUUACUUAACCGCCAAAUUGCAACAACCACCGCCAUGGACACUGCUCUAUGCGGACGACAUAGUCCUCAUUAGUGAAACAUGUCACGAGGUACAAAAAAUGCUGGAGGACUGGAGAGUUGCGUUGGAAAGUGCAGGCUUACGGAUAAGCCGCCAUAAAACAGAAUAUAUAUGCACUGUAACUUCAGCGGUAACCGAAACCUCCAUAUCAUCCCCUUGGAAGGAACGCCAUUAAAUCAUGUUAACAGCUUUAAAUACCUAGGCGCGGUCAUUUCCAGCAAUGGUACCAUUGACACCGAUGUCUACCACGGAAUAAACACAGGUUGGAUGAAGUGGAAGGACCUAACUGGUGCCAUAUGUGACAAGAGAAUGCCGGUAACCAUUAAGGGAAAAGUUUAUAAAGCGGCAGUCCGUCCGGCCAUGGCGUACGGCGCCGAGUGCUGGCCCCUCAAAAAACAGCUAGAGGAUAAACUUCACGCCGCCGAAAUGAAAAUGCUGCGCUGGGCCGGUGGUGUCACCUUACUAGACCGCAUCCGUAACACCUACGUCCGUGGUAGUUUUAAAGUAAGAUCUUUACCCGAAAAAAUAACCGAAGGGUGACUUCGAUGGUUUGGGCACGUCAUGCGCCGAGAACAACACACACACAACACAUGACACGCAAGGUGCUGGAUAUGUUCCCCACACAAUCGCGACGAGGAAGACCCCGACUGACAUGGCUGGCAAAAGUGAACAGGGAUAUGGAGGAAGCCCAAAUCCCCCCUGCGAUGAUCCAGGACCGAGAAUCCUGGCGAAAUAUAACUAGGAGAGCCGACCCCAAAUAAUGGGAAAAGGACAAGGACAAGAAGAAGAUAGUGCAAUAGGCGUUGCGUGCGACUCUUGCUUAGCCAGAUGAAUGGGCCUGAGCCUGCUGGGCCUGUCCGGGCUGGGUACUCGGUAAGGACAAGGACACCCGUCUGGCUCUAUGGUUCACUAGCUCUCCUACCUUCUUAAAUAAUAUAUCACUUUUAAAACAAUUUAUACCACAAUUUUUGAUUCCUUUGUUGUUUAUUUAAUUUUACCGAAUAUGUUACCAUUUAUACAGUAUUUAUUUGUACGUGAUUUUGCAGUUUAAUAUUUAACGUAACAGUAUUAAUGUUUUGUACCAGAUAUAUUCCGUGCACCGCGCUAAUACAGGGAAUCAAGUAUUGUUGUAUCGUGAGUGAUGACUGCCAUAUAGCCUACUGUUCAAUAGAAAUCUUAUUACCAGCGUAUACCUAGUUGAUCUUACCUAUGUUGAAUGAAUACAACAUGAUAUAUAUACAUAUAUAUAUAUAUAUAUAUAUAUAUAUUAUAUCUACUAGAUACGUAAGAAACAGACACGUAAGAGGUUUGAAAGGAGUGAGACAGUUAGUUUGAUAUGUUAUGUUCCGGUGUAAAGUGAUAUGACAAGCAGCAGACGGGGUAGCGCGGAGCUGAUGGAGCAUUGGAGCCACACGCCAUUUUUACGGGGUCUACACAAGAAGUAUAACUUCUUUUGUAAUUGUAUUUUAAUUUUAUUGCCAUGUUUACUUAGGUCGAUCCGAGAUCCGAGAACCGCGUAAACCAUACGGUACGGUACUCGGGCGCCAAAUCUAUGCUACAAUCUUGCGUUGGCUCCGAGAGGCACGAGUUUUAGGUACAAACAUGUAUGUUUUUGUGAUAUUAUAAAUGGCGCGUAGGUUGUUACAUUAAUCGUGAAAUACAAGAAGUGAAUCGAUGAAGGUCCAAGGUGAAGUGCAUGGUUACAGAGUGGCGUGCCAUUAGUUAGGUAAUUGAUUAGGUACAGGGUUUGUGACAGUGUUGCUCAGGAGACGCACGCGCCCUUCCAUUCUCCACAAGUACAAUAUUUCUGUUUUCUCCAUGGAACUACUAAUUUAGACAAUAAACGGUUCAACAAUAAGGUGCCAGUGUUCAUAAGUUAAUUUUAGCUUCAGUUAGUCAGUUUAAUCGCUAUUUCACUUUUUGUUAUCUGCUUAUUUUUAUCGACAACAAUUUCGUUAUUGAGUAAGAGUUAUUCUAUGCAUAUUAACAUUAAACCUACUAUUUACUUUUUAAAGUUAGGUUGUAAUAUAUAGAUUAAAGUUGUAUUUUAAUGUCUGUGUAAGGAAUAUCUAUAUUUAUAAAUUACAAUGUAAGUACAUAUUUGAAAAUAUACACUUAGUGUGUUAUAAAUGUACAUUUGAGUCGAGUUGUAAGCGAUGAGUGGUCAGGCGGAGUCGCUUCGCUCAGAUUCGGCGACGACACGUGCGCGUGCGCGUCGCACACAUUCCAAAAUAAUGCUAAUGGUAACGCUACAUGAGGCGAUCCAAUUUGUAAGUUAACCACUUUGUUGUUCAUUAACGAUAAGUUAGAUUUAAUCUCAGUCGACGUGUUGUUUAACUUUAAUCUGUGUAUAGUAUUCUCUCGGUUAAGUUUAUGUGAGGACGUGAAUUUGAGCGAAUUGACAUGCCGUUGCCUGGAGGGUUCAUAUUAGCUAAUAAGUCUUUUAAAGACCUAAACAUUAUUUUCUGUUGCACCCAACUUUAUUUUGCGAGCCUGUAAGUUCUGAUUCAUGAUUAUUGUAAAUAUAGUUAGGUCAACGUAAACAUUACAGUUUUACUCGAGCUAUUAAAAGGUUAUUUUAUUGUUGAUUCUGAAUAAUGGGCUAAAGGAUACCAAUGCAAUUCGCAUUUGUUGUUAGUAUAUUGAAAUUCUUGAUGCGAUACAGUACACGGCUGUUUACGUGUCACUGUGGUCUGAGGGCGAGGAACGCACCUCGCAACUCGGCGGCCCAGCCGCUCGACGUAUCAUAAUAUACAUAAGUACACCUCUAAGUUACGCCAUACUGGCUUGUUGUGAGGCUGACGCAUUCUGACUGAACGCAAGCGAUGUGAUCGCUGUUGUUGUGGCUUCAAAACGGAAGGUAGCAUCACACUUUUGUCUAAGCAUCACUAUGAUUUUAUUAAAUUAAUUAGCCGCGGGCGUGGAACACAUUACUCUAUAUAAUUUGUAAAUAUACGUAAACGCUAGUAAUGAUUUUACGCCCAUUAUUUGUCAUUAAAGAUGUCAAAUACUUGAUACGAUAUAUUUGUGUUGGGUUUACAGGAAGAAAAUUAGUACUAUAUCCUGUUAUAUUUUAGGUACCAUUUUAUAAUAGUGUUAUUAAAAGUUUAUAUUUUUUCGUGCCCUUGUUCCAACGCGAAUAAUAAAUAUUUAAUAGAAAACAUACAAAUAGAGUCUAAUUUUAACAGUGGUUUUACCGUCUGCGGUCCUUAAGACGACUUGCCUAGUUAUAAUUUUGAAUUUAAAGUACGUUUUGAUGUCACCGCAAUACAGUUUCAGUUAUAGUGGAUUCGCCGGGAUAAAGUACUAUAGCCACGCUACACUGUGUCAUUACCUCACAUUACGUCUUUUAUACCAUUAUAAGGUAAAAUAGUUAAUGUUGUCACUAAAUCUUUAAACUUAUUUUAAUUGUAAAUUUUGUUUAGAGAUGUCUAAGUUUGUAUUUGUAAACACGACCUAUUUUUAGUCGGCAACAUAGAUACAUGUAUAGCGACGCGCUGUCUCUUGGGCUGUGUGUCGCUGUGUAUUUAUUUCCAUGGUGAUCAAGAAACAUUGUGAGACGCUCGCGCGCGCUGCGGCAGGGGCCACGCUCUCGCCGCCCGCGCCGCCCGUUAUUGUAGAAAUAAAUGAUAUUUUCGUUUACA
Messenger RNA from Cydia strobilella, 11619 nucleotides. RefSeq names its product nuclear hormone receptor FTZ-F1 (gene ftz-f1). Gene Ontology annotation, cellular component: RNA polymerase II transcription regulator complex. Gene Ontology annotation, molecular function: nuclear receptor activity; zinc ion binding; RNA polymerase II cis-regulatory region sequence-specific DNA binding. The record is from RefSeq and is a predicted model, not a curated record. Gene Ontology annotation, biological process: regulation of transcription by RNA polymerase II; tissue development; hormone-mediated signaling pathway. Bases 647 to 2380 code for a protein of 577 amino acids. Lineage: Eukaryota; Metazoa; Arthropoda; Insecta; Lepidoptera; Tortricidae. The transcript is spliced from 8 exons.